This is a messenger RNA of Poecilia latipinna (sailfin molly), 2833 nucleotides long. RefSeq names its product bloodthirsty-related gene family, member 12 (gene btr12). The coding region runs from base 100 to 1806 and encodes 568 amino acids. NCBI's taxonomy places the organism in Eukaryota, Metazoa, Chordata, Actinopteri, Cyprinodontiformes, Poeciliidae. The transcript has 8 exons. Gene Ontology annotation, molecular function: protein binding; zinc ion binding. The record is from RefSeq and is a predicted model, not a curated record.
UCAGGAAGAGCUGAGACUGCACCUGUUGCUCUUAGAUUCACGGGAGGCUGGUGGAGGUGAAGGACUGCGGCGCUCCACGUCAGAGACAAAAUAAAAAACAUGAGUAUCAACUCUCCGAGUGGCCGGGCCCUCACCGAGGACCAGUUCACCUGCUCCAUAUGCCUGGAAAUAUUUGUGGAGCCCGUAUCUACACCCUGCGGUCACAGCUUCUGCAAGGCCUGCCUACAGGGCUACUGGAACCACAGCAAGAAGUUCUUGUGCCCCAUGUGCAAGAAGAGCUACUCCAGAAGACCAGAGAUGAGCGUCAACCGGGUCCUGGCCGAAAUAUCCUCCCAGUUCCAGGGUCUGGUGGUCUCUGGCGGUGCCUCGGGAAGCCCCUCGCGAGGGGGCUCAAUGACUAUGAGCUCAGACUCGGGUCACAGCAGUUCUCCAGCGCAGGACACCGGAGAGUUCGCCCAGCCCGGCGAUGUUCCAUGUGAUGCCUGCAUCGGAAGGAAGCUGAAGGCUCUGAAGUCUUGCGUGAACUGCCCUGGAUCCUACUGCGAGGCCCAUUUGAGGCAUCACAAGAAGGUCAAGACUCUGACUUCACAUUGUCUGAUUGAACCCACCUUCCACCUGGAGGAAAAGAUCUGCAAGAAACAUGAACGCCUCCUGGAAGUGUACUGCUGCACCGACCACACAUGCAUCUGCAAGUCUUGUGCCGAGGCCACACACAAAUCCCACGAUAUCAUUUCCGUCGACCAAGAGUUUAAGAAAAAGAUGACCAAUCUGGGAAAGAAGAGGUCAGUGUUGAAAAACUUAAUCAAAGAACGAGCCAAGAAACUGGAAGAGAUCAAGCAAUCCAUCAAGGUCAUCAAGGCCAGCUCUCAGAAGGAGCUUGAGGACAGCUGGCAGGUGUACGGCGCGCUGCAGAAGCUCGUGGAGCAGAGUCAGGCUGAGAUGGUGGAGCUGAUCACCGCCAGGGAGCGGGAGGCGGAGCGCCACGCCCAGGAGCAGGCCAGGAGUCUGGAGAACGAGCUGAGCCAGCUGAGGAGGAGGAGCAACGAGCUGGAGGCCCACGCACACACCAAGGACAAAGUGGUCUUCCUGCAGAACCUGGCCACGCUGUCCCACUCGCCCGAGUACACCGAUUGGUCGGGGGUCAGCAUAAACACCGACAUCUACCUGGGAACGCUCCGCUCCUCUGUCAGCGGCCUCAUCGAGAAGUUCCAGGAUGAGCUUAAGAGACUUUACGUAAAAGAGUUCCGGAAGGUGCAGAACUAUGCCAGUGAAGUUGUUUUGGACCCGUCCACGGCCCAAAAGAACCUGGUCGUUACUCAUGAAGGUCAGCAGGUCAAAUACGAAGAGCACAAGGUUUCCCACUCCGAGGGUCCGAAGCGCUUCAACCCGGCCCUCUUCGUCCUGGGCCGAGAGAGCAUCCACUCUGGCCGCCACUACUGGGAGGUGGAAGUCGGGCGCAAGACGGCCUGGACGCUCGGCGUGGCGCGCGCUACGGCUCGCCGCAAGGGCGAAAUCAAGCUGAACCCUGAGGGCGGCUACUGGUGCCUGUGGCUGAAGAACGGGGAGGUGAAGGCGCUUGCUGAGACUCGCCUGCCGCUGGCGCUGAUGUCUCAUCCCAGCAAAGUAGGACUUUUCUUGGAUUACGAGGCCGGCCAGCUUUCUUUCUACGACGUGAAGGCACGUCAGCACCUCUACACUUUCAUGGAUAAGUUCAACGAGAGCGUGUACCCGAUCUUCAGCCCCUGCCUAAGCCAAGACGGGAAGAACAACUCUCCUCUGAUCAUAACGCAAGUUAAGCACACCUAAGCGGUCAGAGAGUGGAUCGUAGACUGAGGGUUUGUUGUUUUUGUUGGAACGAGUUGUCUCGUCUUCGAGGAGUUUACAAUGAUGACACUUGUUCGCAAAGCACUUCACGUCCAACUUGGUGGACAAAAGCAAAUCGAGCUCCUGCCACAAUGAAACCUAAUGAGGCGUCACUACUCCGCUGAAGGAAAGACUGUGUUCAGAGACUUUAAAGUAACAGAUUUUUUUUAAAUAUUAAAGACAUUUAUUCUGUUCAGCUAAAAGAAAAAAAUAAUAAAAAAACAAACUUGUUAGAAGAAAAUCUGGGACUACUGUUCUGAUGCACCAAAAGUUCAGCUGACAGUUUACCUGCAUCCUUUAGCUAAAAUCAGAGUUUGUCAGAGGAUCUCAUUGGCACACCAAAAACAGCAAAAAUUAAAAAAAUGACACUAAAAUCAAUGAAAAGUUCAGUAACUGAAGGGUUACCCAUGAAAGGAUGAGUAGAAAUAAAAGUAGGUUGCAAGGCAAGAUUGUUUUAGUAAGGAGCUGGAGUAAUUUCUGCCAACUAAAAGUCGUUGUCCAUGACUAACAAACAUCUCUUGUCGUCUGUAUGUCUGGACCAAGGAGCAGGACUGUAAGGUGAAAUUUAUUUGGUUUUAUUUUACAAAGGAAAACAUUCAGGUCUUAUUAAAACCUUUUGAAAGAAUGCAUUAUUGCUUAGUGAAAAACUUCAACAUUUUGACCAUAAUUCCAAAAGGAGCAUCAACACUGACAUCAUUAAAACAAUGUCAGACAUGCUCUGGGGUUAUAUAAUGCUCCUCCCACCCCCAUCUUCAUGUAACAUAGCUAUGCAUCAUCAUGGGAGGCUCUGUAUGUUAAGGUCCUUUCAAGGACUUAGUGAAGGAACCAAAUAUAUUGUUGCACAUAUUUGAGAGAAUUGUUGGGCUGUGGUUGUUUUAUGGGGUUUGGGAGUUCUGUAAUUCUAUGCCAGAUUCUUUUUGUACCUUCUUUCUGUAGUUUUCAAAUAAAGAUUACUUCUGAAUUAAAAAGA